This is a messenger RNA of Lutzomyia longipalpis, 3675 nucleotides long. It is a transcript of the gene trbd, whose product is annotated as ubiquitin thioesterase trabid. Gene Ontology annotation, cellular component: cytoplasm; nucleus. Gene Ontology annotation, biological process: protein deubiquitination involved in ubiquitin-dependent protein catabolic process; positive regulation of Wnt signaling pathway; cell migration. The record is from RefSeq and is a predicted model, not a curated record. The transcript is spliced from 7 exons. Gene Ontology annotation, molecular function: K63-linked polyubiquitin modification-dependent protein binding; cysteine-type deubiquitinase activity. NCBI's taxonomy places the organism in Eukaryota, Metazoa, Arthropoda, Insecta, Diptera, Psychodidae. The coding region runs from base 541 to 2691 and encodes 716 amino acids.
GUGUGUGUUUUGUUGUGAAGAAGUGUGCGUGUGUGAUUUUUUGACAGUUCUGUGGGUGAAAAUUUUUGAGAGCUCGUACGUGAAAAAUUGCAUAAAGUUGGUGAAAAAUCGAGGAAAGUUGCAUUUUCGCAGGGGGAAAAUACACAGUGUGGCGAACGGGGUGUCCUGACCGUCGAUUGGCAUUGUCCAGGAGCGGGAUGGUGUAGCUGGUGGCGGUGAAAAGUGCAAAAAUCUUACGAGAUUGUUCCGGGGGGUUAUGGUGUGAAAAUUGUGGGUGGGAAAAUGCAGGAAAAUUCUUCAGAGAAGCGUCACUAGUCCGAAUAUUUUGCCAAGAGAACGAGAGAGAGAGAGCAGCAAAAAGAGGUAAAAGAGAGCUAAACGCGAGAGAGCUUCACAACACACCUGAGAAAGAAAAAGAAGUUCGCGCGAGACACAAAGAAGGUAUAAAAGGUAGAAAAUAUACAACACACAGUGAAAGUCGAACGAGGUGCGAAGACCCGGAAGAGAUUCGCCAGCAGGGGGGCCCCCGAAGGCAGCGAGAUGUGCGAGAUGGAGAAAUGGGUUUGCGAGUAUUGCACGUAUGCCAACUACCCAUCCGCCAUCAAGUGCACCAUGUGCAAGGGUCAGAAGCCGCUCCUCAACGAAGACAUCUUCCGGCUGAACCCGUCCCCACCACCCGGACACCUGGGCACCCUCAUUGAGUCCUCCACCCUCAGCUUGUCCAAUUCUAAUCUCACCAAUGCCGCCAGUGGGCCCUCGAGUGCUCAUGAGGCGCGGAACAAGUGGCACUGCGCCAUGUGCACGUACCAGAACUGGCCACGUGCCCAGCGGUGCACUCAGUGUCACACAAAGAGGGAUGCCGACGUGCACAAUAUGCAGGAGCACCUCAAGACACUCAGCAUCCGUCGCUCAGAUCCCGAUCUGAUGGCCAGCAAUCGCUCCAGUCCCUUCGGCUCAGCCACCAACCUUUCCGGAUCACGGGCCAAUCUUUCCGGGAAUGCAGCUGCUGCUCGGGUGAGUCCCAGUGAGGGUCGCCAAGCUCAGGCCCUGGCGGCGGCCAAAUGGCAAUGUGCGUGGUGUACGUUUGAGAAUUGGCCCAAGAGUCUCAAGUGCUCAAUGUGUGCCCGUUCGCGGGACAGCCAAGCAGCCACCCCACCGCCGGAGCAUGCACAGGCAACGCUGGUGUCUCCGCAGAGCCCCCUGGGUGCCCUCCCAGCGUCCCCGGAUCGAGAUCUCAGUGCCGACGAGAGCGCCGCGACGAAUGUGGUGGGAAAGAGGAGUCAGCAGCGCUCCAUGGAAGCCUCGAAUAAUUGCGACGCGCACCAGGAGCGACGUCUGCGGCAGCUGCGACGUCAGGCCGAUUGGAAUUGGCUCAAUGCCUGCAUGGGUGUGGUGGAGAAUAACAUUGGCGCCGUUGAGACGUACCUGGCGUGCGGUGGGAAUCCCGGGAGAUCGCUGACGAUCAACGAAGUAAGCCUCCUCAAUAGGAAUUCCGCCUUCGAUGUGGGCCACACGCUAAUUCAUCUCGCCAUACGCUUCCAUCGCGAAGAGAUGCUCCCCAUGCUGCUGGCACAGAUCUCCGGAUCGGGGCCGGGAAUAAAGCGUGUUCCGUCGUAUGUGGCACCGGAUUUGGCGGCGGAUAUUCGGCGGCAUUUUGCAGCAUUCCUGCGGAUACGCAAGGGUGCCUUCAGCUGCCACUAUGUGAAUGAACAUGCGACCUUUGCACUGCCAGCAGAGAUUGAGGAGCUGCCACUGGCCAUACAGGAGCAACUGUUCGAUGAGCUCCUCGAUCGGGAUGCCCAGAAGCAAUUGGAGAAUCCACCGCCAGCGCUAAAUUGGUCUCUGGAGAUUACAGCACGUCUCGGAUCGCGGCUAAUGGUGCUGUGGAAUCGUAGUGCUGGUGAUUGCUUGCUCGAUUCCGCCAUGCAAGCCACCUGGGGUGUCUUUGAUCGCGAUAACGUCCUCAGGAGGGCCCUCGCCGACAGUCUACACCAGUGUGGGCACCUAUUCUAUCCCCGCUGGAAGGAGUAUGAGAUGAUUCAGGCGUCCCUGCUGCACUUUACACUCGCAGAGGCACAAUGGGAGGAAGAUUGGAAUACCCUGCUGUCGCUGGCGAGUCAGCCGGGUUCUUCCCUUGAGCAGCUGCAUAUCUUUGCUCUGGCACACAUCCUCCGACGUCCCAUCAUUGUUUACGGUGUGAAGUAUGUUAAGAGCUUCCGUGGCGAGGAUAUUGGGUAUGCGCGAUUCGAAGGGCUCUAUUUGCCAUUCUUGUGGGAACAAAGCUUCUGCAUUCGAUCCCCAAUCUCAUUGGGCUACACACGGGGUCAUUUUAGUGCACUCGUCCCAACGGAGGCGUAUUCCAGAAUUGAGGGGGCGCGUGACGAUGCGGAGGACGUGACAUUUCUGCCGCUUAUGGAUUGCGAAAUGAAGCUCCUACCAAUUCAUUUCCUCACGGAAGCUGAGAUGGGCCGAGAGGAGGCGAUAAUGCGACAAUGGUUGGAUGUCUGCAUAACCGAAGGGGGCCUCAUGGUGGCACAGCAGAGGCUCCACAAACGUCCUUUGCUCGUCGCGCAAAUGCUCGAGGAGUGGCUCAACCACUACCGCCGAAUUGCGCAAGUUAUUUCCGCACCAUUUGCACGCCGACCGCAGCUUACCGGAUAUCUCAGCGAUGGCGAUACGGAUGAGGAGUAGUAAGUAGCAGCAGCAAAAAAAAAAAAGAUUCACUUCACAAACACUCUUUUUCCUUUCUUUGCGAUUUAAAUAAAUAAAAAAAAAUGAAUAUUUACGAGAGGCGCUAUUAAAAUGCAGAAAAUAAGAAGAAAAAAAAUUAAUAAAUGUAGUCACACGAGAGGUUUAAACAAACAAAAAAAUGUAAAAUGUUGCAAAUCAAUUUAUUUGAAAAAAAAUGAAGACACACACACUUAAGAGUUUUAACCAAAUAUUUAACAAAUAAUCAACUUUAAAGAAAAAAAAAUGAAAAUAAACGAAAGUAUAUAUAUAUUUAGGAUGAUCAAUUUAAAAUGAAUGAAAAGGAAAAAAAUAUAUAAAGAAUGUAGUAUUUUUAAAAAAGAAAAUUACAAAAAAUAGAAAGUCUCGAAAAGAAAAAAAUCUUUACUUAAUUCUCUGCAAUUUAUUAUUAAAUUAAAUUUAAACAAAAAAUAAAGAAAUUAUUUACUUUUCAACAACAAAAAAAAGGGUGGAUGAAAAUCUUUGAAAAAAAAAACUACAAAUUUGUGUGAUAAAUCAUACCUUAUUAUGAAUUAUUAUAUUAUUAUUUUUAGGUGAAGAAAAAACCAACACUUUAUUAUGGAAAAAAAAAUUAAAAUAAAUUUAAAAUUAUUGUGGAGAAGAGGCAAACGCAAAAUCCAAGAUUUAACAACACACUUAUUAAUAUAGAUAGAUAGACGUUUUGUUUCUGAGUUUCUCGCUUUUGAAAAAUUUUAUGAAAAUUUAAAUUAAAAUAAAAAAUGAAAAACUGCAAAACAGUACAAAACGUGGUAAAAAAAAUUGAGGAAUAAAAAAUAAAUUAUUGAGGGUGGAAAGAUCGUGGCGAAAAAAAAAACAAAAAAAAAUGUUACGGGCUGUUAAAUCACAAUUUGGAAAAACGAAUGGGGAGGUGCGCAGUGAAAAAAAAAAUGUAAUAAAAAAAAAAUAAAGUAACUAUGGAAGAAUAAA